This is a messenger RNA of Miscanthus lutarioriparius, 1509 nucleotides long. NCBI's taxonomy places the organism in Eukaryota, Viridiplantae, Streptophyta, Magnoliopsida, Poales, Poaceae. The record is from the annotation of a GenBank genome assembly.
AUGCCGUCGCGAGCCGCUAUCCGCAUGAAGCACCCUUCCUUCUCGGUGUCCGUAACCACGGCGUCCCAGCUCCACGACGCCGUCGACCGCCUCCUCCCGCUCCUCCGCGCCGACGCCUCCCACGCCUCCGCGGCGCGCGCGAUCGCCGCGGCCGUCGCUUCAUUCCGGCCGCCCUCCACGCUCCUCUCCAACCGCAUCCUCCACCUGCUCUCCUCCCACCCGGCCACUCUCCCGGACGCGGUCGCCCUCCUCGCCUCCCUCCCAAGCACCGAUGUGUGCUCCUACAACACCCUCGUCGCCGCGCUCGGCUGCUCCUCGCGCGGCCUCGCCUCCGCGCGCGCGCUGUUCGACCGAAUGCCCCGGAGGGACCACUUCUCCUGGUCCGCCGUCAUCUCCGCCCACGCGCGCCACGGCCAGCCCCGCGCCGCGCUCGCGAUCUACCGCCGGAUGCUGCGGGAGCCGGGGAGCGCCGGCGCGGACAACGAGUUCACCGCGUCCAGCGCGCUCGCCGCGGCCACGGCCGCCCGAAUUCACCUGCGAGAAACUCGGGAAGCAGGUGCAUGGUCGAAUGACAAAGAGCAGGGCAGGGGAUUCAUGCUUUGCAGAGAGUGCGCUUGUGCACAUGUAUUCCAAGGGAUGCCAAAGCCGGACUUGGUGUCAUGGACAGCCAUGAUCUCUGGCUAUGCACAGAAUGGGCAGCCAGAUGAGGCAUUGCAUUACUUCGACAUGUUAUUGAGGUCCGGAUUCAGGCCUGAUCAUGUCACCUUUGUUGGUGUUCUAUCUGCAUGUGCUCAUGCUGGCCUGGUCGAUAAAGGUCUGGGUAUCUUCCAUUCGAUAAAGGAUGAAUAUGGUAUUGAGCACACUGCUGAUCAUUAUGCUUGUGUGAUUGAUCUCCUCAGCCGGUCAGGCCUGUUUGAGCGAGCAGAAGAGAUGAUCGACACAAUGUCUGUAAAGCCUAACAAGUUCCUAUGGGCGUCCUUGCUUGGUGGCUGCCGGAUUCAUAAGAAUGUCCGCCUCGCAAAGUGGGCAGCAGAAGCAUUAUUUGAAAUUGAACCUGAAAAUCCAGCAACAUAUGUUACUCUAGCCAAUAUUUAUGCAUCAGUUGCCUCAAGUUGGAUUGAAGCUGGGACAAGGGUGCAUGUGUUUCUGGUUGGGGAUAAGUUGCAUCCUCAAGCUGAAGAAAUAUAUGCGCUUCUGAAGAAGCUGUAUCUGAAGAUGAGGGAAGAAGGGUAUGUGGCAGACACCGGAUUUGUUCUCCAUGAUGUAGAAGACGAGCAGAAGCAGCAGGACAUUGGUUAUCAUAGCGAGCGGCUUGCUGUUGCUUUUGGAAUCAUUGCUACUCCGAAGGGUGCUCCCAUCAAGGUUUUCAAGAAUCUGCGCAUUUGUGGGGACUGUCAUACCACUAUUAAGUUAAUAUCAAAGAUUGUGCAGAGAGAGAUCAUUGUCAGGGACUCUAAUAGGUUCCAUCACUUCAAGAAUGGGAGUUGUUCUUGCAGGGAUUUUUGGUGA